CUGCCCUAUACAUCAACCAUCUGAACUGCUUGUCUUUUGGAAAACUGGACCCAUUCCUGAGUCUGUGCCUUUGCAUGAUCUCUGCCUGAAAUGCCUUUCUCCACUUGGCAGAUCUUAUAACCAAUGGAUAAAGUGGGGAAAAUGUGGAAUAACUUCAAGUACAGGUGUCAAAAUCUCUUCAGUCAUGAGGGAGGAAGCCGUAAUGAAAAUGUGGACAUGAACUCCAACAGAUGUUCAUCUAUGAAAGAGAAAAAUAUCAGUGUAGGAGACUCAACUCCUCAGCAACAAAGCAGUCCCUUAAGAGAAAAUGUUGCCUUACAACUAGGAUUAAGCCCUUCAAAGAAUUCUUCAAGGAGAAACCAAAACUGUGCCACUGAAAUUCCUCAGAUUGUUGAAAUAAGCAUUGAAAAGGAUAAUGAUUCAUGUGUCACCCCAGGAGCAAGACUUGCAAGAAGAGAUUCCUACUCUCGACAUGCCCCAUGGGGUGGGAAGAAAAAACAUUCCUGUUCUACAAAGACACAGAGUUCAUUGGAUAAUGAUAAAAAGUUUGGUAGAACGCGCAGUGGAUUUCAGAGGAGAGAGAGGCGAUACGGCGUCAGCUCUAUGCAUGACAUGGAUAGCGUUUCCAGCAGAACUGUAGGAAGUCGCUCUCUGAGACAGAGGUUGCAGGACACUGUGGGCUUGUGUUUUCCUAUGAGAACUUACAAUAAGCAGUCCAAGCCCCUAUUUUCAAAUAAAAGAAAAAUACACCUUUCUGAAUUAAUGCUAGAGAAAUGCCCUUUUCCUGCUGGCUCUGAUUUAGCCCAAAAAUGGCAUUUGAUUAAACAACAUACAGCACCUGUGAGUCCACAUUCAACGUUUUUUGAUACAUUUGAUCCAUCCUUGGUUUCUACGGAAGAUGAAGAAGAUAGGCUUAGAGAGAGAAGGCGGCUUAGUAUUGAGGAAGGGGUUGACCCCCCUCCCAAUGCACAAAUACAUACAUUUGAAGCCACUGCACAGGUUAAUCCAUUAUAUAAACUGGGACCAAAGUUAGCUCCUGGAAUGACUGAAAUAAGUGGGGACAAUUGUGCAAUUCCUCAAACUAAUUGUGACUCAGAAGAGGACACAACCACCCUGUGUUUGCAGUCACGUAGGCAGAAGCAACGUCAGGUAUCUGGAGACAGCCAUGCCCAUGUGAGUAGACAGGGAGCUUGGAAAGUCCAUACACAGAUUGAUUAUAUACACUGCCUCGUGCCCGAUUUGCUUCAGAUUACAGGUAAUCCCUGUUACUGGGGAGUGAUGGACCGUUACGAAGCAGAAGCCCUUCUUGAUGGAAAACCUGAAGGCACAUUUUUGCUCAGGGACUCUGCGCAGGAGGACUACCUCUUCUCCGUGAGCUUCCGUCGCUACAACAGAUCCCUGCAUGCCCGAAUUGAACAGUGGAACCACAACUUUAGUUUUGAUGCUCAUGACCCAUGUGUAUUUCACUCCUCCACUGUAACAGGACUUUUGGAACAUUAUAAAGACCCCAGUUCUUGCAUGUUUUUUGAACCAUUGCUUACUAUAUCACUAAAUAGGACUUUCCCUUUUAGCCUGCAAUAUAUCUGCCGUGCAGUGAUCUGCAGAUGCACUACAUAUGACGGGAUUGAUGGGCUCCCUUUGCCAUCAAUGUUACAGGAUUUUUUAAAAGAAUAUCAUUAUAAACAAAAAGUCAGAGUCCGCUGGUUAGAACGAGAACCAGUCAAGGCAAAGUAAAUUGUCCUGUCCCACAAGGGCAUUAACUAGGUCUGCUUUUAUGUGCAUCAGACAGUACACAUAUAGCAAGCACACAUAUCAGUGUUAGGAUUUUUUCAGUACAGUAUGUAAGCAUAGUGUCAGUAUCUGUCAGUUGCCAGAUGUGAUCCGCUGUUACUCAGAUCAACGUGGUGCCUAUUGAGACAACAGAGCUAGAACUGCAGGGAUUCAGUAAGGCUACAAAAACAUUUUUGCCAAUUUAACUGACAGUUUGGUUUUUCGUGGCUGUAGUUAUUAAGUGAUGCAACUCUGGGGCAUUUGUUACGAAGAAUUCUAUUUCUUACUAAAGAACAAAUUAUUAAUAUUGGAUGAGUAUUUCAACAGUGUGACUAAUGUUUGAAAUUAUUAUUUUUUCUAAGAAUUUUUCUAUAACCUUCCAUACAUAGUGAUGUUUGUAGUUACGAUAAAAUUAAGCUUUUUUGAAAGUCCAAAAAAUAAAGACUGCCUUCCUUUUAAAAAAAAAUGCAAUUUCCUGGCCAUGGGCGUAGUGCAGUUCAUGUAAGUGUUUGAUAGAGUUUAUCAUCAGUCUCCUUUUCUCCUCUGCAAAAGGCACUGUUAAGCCAGAUUUUCUAAAGUUUCAGACUUAAAAAAUUGGUAGAAUUUUAUUUAAAGACCUUAACUUGGCUUUUGUCUUGUUUUUAAUGAGUGCUUUAAGACGUUUGGAAUAGCUGCUGUAGUGUAGUCCUGGGUGUGAUUUUUUUUUUAAGUUAAUAUGUACAGUCCUAAUUGUUGUCUCAUUAAAGUUGGAUCUUUUCCUAUGCCCAUGAUAAAUUUGUGAACCAUGAAGAACAUGAAGCUAGAAGAUGCCCAAGCAAAUCAGAUAAUAAUAACUACAGUGGUUGCUGAUGUUGAGAUCGUUGUUAAACUGUUAUGAAUAAUUUGGAUGGCAGUAUUUUAUCUCUUUGUUGUAAACUCAUAGCUGAAUUGCUUAAGUACAAUUUAUAGAAUUUCAGUGCAGUCAAUUUUUAAUGGAAAAUUUGGAACUUAAAUCGCAGAUUUAAAAGGUACUGUAUAACUGUUGUGUCUGUAAAUAACUUAGCACCUUUUUUGUCACUUAGAAUAGUAUGCAAUACUACUUGAGUGAACGGUUUUGGAAGUAAUACCAAGUUCUAGUGUUUGCUUCUUAGUAAUGAACUGAAUUUACAGUUCUGUCCUAGACAUUUUGCACUAAAGUAGUCGAAUCCAUCCAUGCGUCUUUUGUUAUGUGCUCUGUACCACUGGUGAGUGCUCCUUAGCUUCCUUACCUGCUGCUACAGAAAGUUAUUUUACAUCCCAAUGGCUUUGCCAAAUGCUACAAAGAGAAAAGCUAUAUUUGUAUGCAACACUAACCCUUUGACUGCCAAUGUGUGUUUCUGCUUGCUGUGCCUUGUUAUGGCUGCUUUUUUGUGCUAAUAAAGUAUGUUUGGUGUUCUCCUUGUAUAUCUACUGUUUUAUACAUUUGCAACAAUUUCUCCUGUAAAUGGAAUGGUUUGGGGUUUUUUAAAAAGCAUUACGUGACAACCUACUAUAGUUAAUGCAGAAUUACUGUACAGUCUAAUACUGACUUAUUCCAAGUAAGCUGAUUCUAAAUUUAAUGCUAUACAUCCCUUCCAAACAUAAUCACAUAUCCUAUGGAACAGUAUCUAUAGUUACUGUAAAUUACUGUACAGUUUAGAUUAUAACAGAAAAACGAACAAAGAAAUAUGACUAAACCUGUUGAUUCUGUGCUUACAAAGUGAAAGAUUGAAACUACCAAUGAUAUGCAAAUAAAUAUCUAUAGACUCCUACUACAUUAGAAACAGGUUAAAUGAAGUCUUGUGAACUGCUAAUACAUCAGCAUCAUUUAUUGGUUUGGGACCAUUUUAAUUAAUAGUAAAUGCCCAAAAUGUAGAACUUGAACCAAAGACAUGUCCAUUUUAAAGCAAAAUGGGGAUAGAAGGGACUUACAAUUCCUCUUGUUUCCAAUACAAGUCCCUGAAAAACAUUUAUACCAAAGUGUUGAGAACUUCAUCCAAACCUACUUUAAAGCAUAUGUGCAAUUAAGUUGUUAUGACGUAAUUAUUAUAUUGCGUAAUUGUUGGGUCCGUUUUCUUGAACUUAUAAUGUACCUGGAAAAUAAACCUCUUAGAAAAUAAUGGAAGUCCAUAUUGAUUAUUGGAGGACUAUAUAUACAAGCAGCAUCUUGUUUUAUAAAGAGGUAACUUGAAACUCCAAGAAAGCACUUGAUGUUUUAUAUGCUUGUAGCAAAUUGAUGUUCUAAUUGUAGUUUUAUAGAAAGUAUUAAUGCUUUUAUGUACUUCAGAACUUUCAUAUGUUUAAAUGGAAAUUGUUUUAAAUGUGUAAAUAUUUCAGUUUGUGUAAGCAUGUAUACACUGUGCUAAAAGUCACAUGUUUCAGUUUGUGUGUAAUAUUAAUAUGCAACUUUUGGUUAAAAUAUUUCAUAAAUUAGUGGCUUACGUUUAAAAAAAAAUCACCAGCAUGAAUUUGCACCUAAGUCUAUUUUCACUAUGUCUUUUUCCGGGUCCCCUUUGUAGCCUAUCAACUUAAUUUGUGAGUUCAUCGUCUUUUUAAAGAGCAUUUUAAUAUGAUCCAGAAAAUUCUUUGGUAGUUUGGACUAACACACAUUCAUUGAGAAAAUCAAGGGAAGGUUGCACUGACUGUUACAUUUAUUCUUUCAUGUUCUCUGUGUA
This is a messenger RNA of Condylura cristata (star-nosed mole), 4442 nucleotides long. It is a transcript of the gene SOCS5, whose product is annotated as suppressor of cytokine signaling 5. Gene Ontology annotation, cellular component: phosphatidylinositol 3-kinase complex. Gene Ontology annotation, biological process: positive regulation of proteasomal ubiquitin-dependent protein catabolic process; phosphatidylinositol phosphate biosynthetic process; cell surface receptor signaling pathway via JAK-STAT. Bases 124 to 1734 code for a protein of 536 amino acids. The transcript has 2 exons. NCBI's taxonomy places the organism in Eukaryota, Metazoa, Chordata, Mammalia, Eulipotyphla, Talpidae. Gene Ontology annotation, molecular function: 1-phosphatidylinositol-3-kinase regulator activity. The record is from RefSeq and is a predicted model, not a curated record.